AGUGGUGCACCUCCAUGGAAAUCGCGUGUGCUCCGUGUCAACCUCGUAUUAGUUUCAAGACGGAAAACGAACGAUGACUCACGGAUACUGCUUCGUUCUGCGUGGUACGGUUGGUGGCAUAGUGGUAGUCACUGGCACUGGACGGCCUCCCGAGGUCCUCUGGAGGCCAGUGUAGAUCCUCUGGCAGAGAGGAUCCUGAGUCCAAAAUCUGGGCUCAAGAUCGAGCUCACUUCGACUUCUUCGCAGCACCACACGCGUAAGUAUGGCACCGAACGCAAUCGAGAAAAGCCAAGAUCAUCAAGAACAGGAUGUGUUGGUGUACGAUGCCCCAGGGUACUUUGUCAACGACAGCAAAGUACCUCGAUGGAUGCAGAACCUGCUCACCGAUGCAUUCAGCUUCGUGAUUCUGCACUACUUCGUGUGGGGCGUCCCGUUCCUCGCCCUAUUCUACGUUUUUCACAAGUACGACCUCGACUACGUAUCUAUUGCAAUGGUGGUGCUCUAUCUGCCCUCAUUCUUCAGCGGAGCACACAAAACCGGCAAGGGCAACGUGUGGGAAGGUCUCCGCACUUCCAGGCUGUGGGGGUUGCUCAACAAAUUCCUCCGGUUCGACGACUGUCUUCCAUGUCAUCAGUAUAUAGCUUCUCACUUCUUUUCCCACUUUUUUUUUAUCAGGAUGAAGAUCAUCCGGGAGCAGGAGCUCGAUCCUAAUAAGCGAUACAUCUUCGGUUUCCACCCUCACGGGAUCAUCGUACUCUCGCGGAUCGCGAUUUUUGGCGGCAGCUUCGAAGAUGUUUUCCCAGGCAUCACGUACAGAAUUCUUGGAGCGUCUCCAAUGUUUUACAUCCCUCUCGGUCGUGAGUUGUGUUUAUGGAUGGGAGGGGUCGACGCCUCACGGUCUACGGGCGAGAAGGUGCUGAAAGAAGGAAGCAGUAUCGUUGUGUAUCCUGGUGGCGUGUCGGGAAUAUUCAAGACGAACCCCAACUCAAAGGAGGUAAGCAAUUUGCACGCAGAGAUCUAGUAUUUUGGGCCCGUAACGCGAAGUUGUUGCAUACUUUAAGACCCAAUUAGUGCUCAAGAAUCGCCUCGGGUUCGUCAAAUUGGCCAUGAAUCACGGAGCAGAUCUUGUGCCAACAUUCGUCUUCGGAGAGAAGUGGCUUUACAACAUGUGGAAUCCCCCUAAAGGGGUGAUAGAUUUCUUUCGCAAGACGCUUGGCAUCCCGGUGCUCGUCUUCUGGGGUAAGUUCUGGUGGAUGCCCAAGGCUCCUGAGAAAGGAAAACGCUAUGGAGUGGUGUACGGCAGACCAAUUACCACAAAGCUCAAUCCAAACCCGACAGAAGAGGAAAUUUGUGCAAUUCACAGUCAAUAUGUCGCCGAGAUCGAAAGGAUCUUUGGGCGGUACAAAUUGGAGUUCGGAUAUGAGGAGGAUGAAACGUUGGCCAUCGUUUAGUUUCCGAUGAAUGGCUGGCAAGCGAUUCAAUUGGAACAUUACGUCAUUCUAAAUGAUAAAUGUUGAAAGCUUUUGGUUCAUUUGGUCGUAAAAUGUGCAUAAGCUGUUCAAACGAUCAUCGCGAACCGAGAUUGCGUGGGGCAUCACGU
Phytophthora nicotianae INRA-310 is the source of this 1600-nucleotide messenger RNA. RefSeq lists its product as hypothetical. Lineage: Eukaryota; Oomycota; Peronosporomycetes; Peronosporales; Peronosporaceae. The transcript is spliced from 4 exons. Gene Ontology annotation, biological process: triglyceride biosynthetic process. The record is from RefSeq and is a predicted model, not a curated record. Gene Ontology annotation, molecular function: diacylglycerol O-acyltransferase activity. The coding region runs from base 263 to 1021 and encodes 252 amino acids. Gene Ontology annotation, cellular component: endoplasmic reticulum membrane.